CUAUACCACUAUCUUACCGCUAUUUAAAUCUUUACCUUUACUUUUAAAACGACACUGCUUCACGUCGUCCAAUAAUUUCCACCCUAACUUGGACCGUCGUGGCGUAUUACGUACCCAUCGAAUCAAAAACAGAUAAAGCCUUCUUUUCUGCCCUCGUCACAACCUCGCGUGCAAUCCACUGUAAGAGUUAUGCAGAAAUCGUGCUUUUCAAGCAUUUUGUUAGGCGCGUAUACCAGAUAAUUAUAAGAAUCCGUCCGACAGUAACUAUUUUUGGACAGCAAAUUACCAUCUACUCACUAACCGUUUUUCACACGUCGCUUAGCGCAUCCAAACAAAGCACUCCAAGGGAAAAAAACAGCAGGCAAGGGUUUCCUUUGGCUUUGUUCUCUCUUUCAACUUUCACUGAUCAUCCAUGGCUCAUAGCGCUGCCUCCAAUUCCCGCCACCACCUCACCGUCAACCCUCCCCACCCGAUCUCCAAAGAUGUUGAAGGAUCUGACAAUCCUAUUCCGCUUUCACCACAGUGGCUUCUGCCAAAACUUGGGGAGAGUAAGCCUGGAAUAGGAACUGCGGAAAGUCACCCUGCCCCUUAUCCAGCUCAUGGAAAUCGUUCCAAUGUCAUGAAGCCAUCCGGAAAUGGUGAGGAGAUGCAUGAUACCCUGAAGAAGAAUGAUGUUUUCAGGCCAUCCUUACUUGAUAUGGAAACUGGUCGCCGAGACCGCUGGCGUGAUGAAGAGCGAGACACCCAUUCAUCUGUGCGCAAAGAUCACUGGAGGGAUGGAGAUAAAGAGCCCAGUGACACCCGCAGGAUGGAUCGAUGGACAGAUAACUUGCCUUCAAGACACUAUGGAGAAGCACGGCGUGCACCCUCUGAGCGGUGGACUGAUUCAGGUAACAGGGACUCAAAUUAUGAUCAACGGCGUGAGAGCAAAUGGAACACACGCUGGGGGCCUGAUGAUAAAACCACCGAAAGCUUGCAUGACAAGUGGACGGACUCUGGCAGAGAUGGUGAUAUGCCUCUUGACAAAGGGUUGUCUCAUCUUUCCCGUCAUGGGAAGGAUGAGAGGGAGGGGGAUCACUACCGCCCAUGGAGAUCCGCCUCUUUUCAAAAUCGAGGAAGUGGAGAGCCUCAACACCAAACACUAACUCCAAGCAAGCAGGUUCUAACAUUUUCCUAUGGCCAGGGACGUGGAGAAAACCAUCCUUCAACAUUUUCUGCUGGCCGUGGAAGGGGAAGUUCUGGUGGAAAUUCAGGGGCUAGCAUACCUACUCAUCGUCAAUCUCUGGGGCCCAUAUCUGACAAGGGUGAAAUUGACCAUGGAGAACCAUCCCUUUUAAGAUAUAGUAGGACAAAAUUGCUUGACAUAUAUAGGACGACUGACAUGAGAAUUUAUCAAAAUCUCUUGGAAGAGCUUGUAUUAGUACCUUCUCUUACACAGGAUGAAGCAUUGGAACCACUAGCUCUUUGUGCUCCUUAUUCUGAUGAAAUGGUUGUUCUGAAGGGAAUUGACAAAGGGGAGAUAACAAGUAGUGGUGCUCCUCAGAUGCCUAAAGAUGGGCCCAUGGGCCGGAACUCUACAGAGCUUACUCAUUCAAGACGAAACAAGAUUGGUAGUAGAGAAGAUUUAUCGCUUGCUGUUGAUGAUCGUAAAGAGGAAAGUGCUGACAUUCCAAAGAGCGGUUAUUCAAAUUACUCAGAGGGUUCGUCGCUUGAAAAUCCUAAGGGAUAUGCAGAUAAUAAAUUCACAUCCGGAGCUACAGAUGAUACUGGUACCUACAGAAGAGCUGAAGAGAUGCCCUUAAGUAGGGAACCAAGUAUACAAGUUACUAACUCUGUUAAUCCUGGUGUCGUGUGGCGAGCCUCAUCAUUGGGAGAAAGGUCACAUACAGUCACACAUGAUUGGAAGGAGGUUCCGAGUGAUGUUGGGUCAAGAAACCCUGAUAUGAGCCGGUCGCAACCACAGAAAGCUAUGAUUACCCAACGAGAAAGUAAUGUGAUGAAUUCAUCCUAUUCCAGAGAUGAAGCAAAUUGGCAAACUAGUGAGGACCCUAUUCUUAAGAGACAGCCAUCUGGAGUUUUAGAGAGGGAUUGUGAACCUAGGAAGUUGCCUGCUCCUGAGGACCUUCUCCUUCAUUAUAAAGAUCCUCUAGGUGAAAUUCAAGGCCCUUUUUCGGGGAUUGACAUCAUAGGCUGGUUUGAGGCAGGAUAUUUUGGGAUAGAUUUAGAAGUUCGCCUUGCAAACGCACCCAAGGACUCACCAUUUUCCUUACUUGGUGAUGUAAUGCCCCACUUACAAGCUAAAGCACGACCACCACCUGGAUUUGGUAUGCCAAAACAGGGUGAAAUCUCAGAUUUGUCAAACAGGCCUAAUUUUAGCAGCUUUGGGAAGGUUCAUACUGGUGCAAGUGAGAUUGAUAUGAUAAAAAAUGAGCCAAGGCCAACAACAGAAGCUGAGAAUAGAUUUUUGGAGUCACUCAUGUCUGGUAGCAUAAGCAAUCCAUCCCAAGGUGUGCUAGGCUAUCUUGCAAAUAAUUCCAGUAGCAUUCCGGCGCCUGGAAUAGAAAGUGGAAGUGAUCUCUAUCUCUUGGCCAAGAGAAUGACACUUGAACAGCAGAGGUCAUUACCAAAACCCUACCCAUAUUGGCCAGGGAGAGAUGCUGUAUCUAUGGUUUCAAAGUCAGAGAUCAUCUCUGAAUCAGCCACACCUCACGCAAAGCACCUCACAUCAUUGACUGACAACACUCUUCAGUUGCCUCGUUCACAAGGUGCUGAUUUGAUGUCCAUCCUCCAAGGAUUACCUGACAGGUCUGCUCCUGGGGUAAAUAAUAGUGUUGGUGGUUGGUCAAAUUUCCCUGCACAAGGUGCCUUGAAUCACCUUCAAGAUAAGAUUGAGUUACAUCAUUCUCAAAAUUUUCCUACCCAAGCUCCCUUUGGGAUCCAGCAACAGAGGCUGCAAACUCCAAACCCACCUUCCUUGACAAGUUUACUCUGUCAAACUAUGGAUAACCCAUCUGGUAUUUUAACACCUGAAAAGUUAAUCCCAUCCAGUUUAUCUCAAGACUCCCAACUACUAAAUAUAUUGCAGCAGCAGUAUUUGAUGCAGCAGCUACAAUCCCAGGCACCAGUACCAACACAACAGAUGUUACUGCUUGAGAAGAUCAUGUUGCUUAAGCAGCAACAGAAACAGGAGGAACAGCAACAGUUGUUACUGCAACAACAAUUGCUUUCACAGGUUUUGCAAGAACAUCAUUCCCGGCAGCAUUUUGGUGAACACUCUUAUGGACAUUUACAGGCUGCUACAAAGCCAACAGGGAAUACAUCUGUGGAUCCUAGUCGACUUCAGCCAUCAUCCCAAGAUAUUAUUCAGAUUGGUUCACAGAUACAACUUCCAAGCACCCAAGAUGAACAUGCCAAUAAUUUCAUGGAUCUCCCUCCACAAGUUACCAAGGAUAUCAGUUAUGCUGUUAGUUCUGAAUCCCCUCCUUUGCAUCUGCCACACCAGAUGUUUGAUAGUAUUGAUCGGCAGAAGAGCUGGGGAACUAAUGCCCCAGAACUGGUUAAUGAUGUCCAACAGUCUUUGCCAGUGACAACAAUUGUCGAAAGCUCACACUCAUUGGAAGUGAACAUAUCCUCCCAGCUGGCUUCUCUUGUGCAAGAGCCCCUCCUUGCUUCUGACUCCCGUGCUCUUACAGCAGAGCAGCCACUGGACUGUGUUCAGAAGAUUGAUGAAAUUGUACCAGUUGUAACCCCAGUGAAUGAUGCAAAUUGUGUAUCCUUGGAGCACCUUGGAAUUGUUACUCCUAGAACCUAUAAAAUUGAUACACCUAUUAAUGAGGGUGUUCAACCCACUGCUGCCAGUGAUGAACUGCAAGUUGAAAGAGAAAGAAGCAGUGAUCAGCUGUCUGUGGUAAGAGAAGUUAAGAAUGUUGAAGCUCGUGAGGUAAGAAAAGCUUCGGAAAAGAAGUCUAGAAAGCAAAAAUCUAGUAAAUCACAUGCUUCUGACCAGGCAAAGGGAGUUGCGAAGGCUUCCUCUUCGGUGCAAUUGAAACCAUCUGAAACUGAAGAGGCAGUUGUUGGUGACACAAACACUUCUGGAGAUAACCUUAAUGGAAGAUAUCCAGUAAAGAGGGAAGAGAACAAAUCCAGAAUUGCCUCCAUUGUCCCCAUAAUGGAUUCUCACUAUGCUAGAAGUUCUUCGGUUGCUAAUGUUGGUGUGGUUGAUGAUGAAACCACAGAACACAAGGGUGACUCCAGACUUUCUGGUUCUUUCCCAGCGCAAAACACACCAACACAACCUGCACUACGUGCUUGGAAACAUUCUCCUGGUUUCAAGGCUAAGUCAUUAUUGGAAAUCCAACAGGAAGAACAGAGGAAGGCACAAACUGAAAUGGCAGUCUUAGAGGUUACUUCUUCUGUCAACUCUAUGAGUCUGUCGACUCCUUGGGCUGGGGUCGUGGCUAGUUUAGAACCCAAAGUUUCUAGAGAAAGUCAAAGAGAUGCAGAUAUUGCUGAGUCAGCUUUUGACAAACCUGAAAAUUCUGCAAAUUCAAAGAGUAAAAAGAGCCCAUUACAUGAUCUGUUGGCGGAAGAAGUUUCGGCAAAAUCCAGUGAAAGGGAUGUAGAUGUCCCGGACACUAUUUCUACUUUUUCUGCUCAUGUUACCACCACAAAUGUGGACCCUAUUGAUGAUGACAACUUUUUUGAGGCUAAAGAAACUAAAAAAAGUCGGAAAAAGUCUGCAAAAGCAAAGGGCACAGUAGCAAAAGUGUCAGAUCCUCUUAGUACUGCUGAUGUGCCUGUUGUUAGUGCAAGUCCUGUUGAGAAAGGCAAAAGUUCUCGCCCUGCAAAGCUGGAGAAGGAAGUAUUGCCUUCAAUUCCAUUGGGUCCUUCUUUGGGAGAUUUUGUUCCUUGGAGAGGGGAGCAAGUAAGCCCUUCCCCUGCUCCAGCUUGGUCUACUGAUUCUAAGAAUCUUCCUAAACCUGCAUCAUUAAGAGAUAUCCAAAAGGAGCAGAAGAGGAAUUCCUCAGUCCAGCCCACAAAUCCAAUACCAACUCCUCAGAAAUCCCAACCAAGUCAGUCAACACAAGGUGGUGGUUCAUCAUUGUCCAUCACUGCAUCUUCACCAUCCAAGGUUGCUUCUCCCGUCCAGAUUAAUUCACAUGUAUCUUCUCAGUCAAAAUAUAAAGGAGAUGAUGACCUAUUCUGGGGCCCAAUUGAUCAGACAAAGCAAGAAACAAAGCAAUAUGAUUUCCCUCAUCUAGCAAACGUGGGCGGUUGGGGAACAAAAAGCACUCCUAUUAAAGGAACUGCAAGUGGGGCAUUAAUUCGACAGAAGUCAUUGGGUGGCAGACCUAUCGAGCACACUCUGUCAUCCUCUCCUGCCUCUGCUCAGUCUUCCCUUAAAGGGAAAAAGGCUACAUUGACCAAGCAUUCUGAGGCCAUGGAUUUCAGAGAUUGGUGUGAAAGUGAGUGUGUUAGGCUUAUUGGGACGAAAGAUACUAGUUUCUUGGAAUUCUGUUUGAAGCAAUCUAGAUCCGAGGCUGAGAUACUUCUGGUAGAGAACCUUGGAUCAUUUGAUCCUAAUCAUGAGUUCAUUGAAAAAUUUCUCAACUAUAAGGAGUUGUUACCAGCCGAUGUACUUGAGAUUGCCUUUCAAAGUCAAAAUGACGGGAAGUCCACAGAGUUAGGCGCCAGAAAUGUGAAUUCUGGCAAUACAGGUGCUGGUGACUUUGAUCAGGAUGUUGCAGCCGGCCUGGAUGGGUCUUCAAAGGGGGGAGGCAAGAAGAAGGGGAAGAAAGGGAAGAAGGUGAGCCAGGCUGUUUUGGGAUUUAACGUCGUUAGUAACCGAAUCAUGAUGGGUGAGAUUCAGACAUUAGAAGAUUGAUAAUUUUGACCUUUUGAGAGAUCACAUUGGAUGAGAUUCAGGCAGUAGAAUAUUUUUGGCAGAUCGGUGUAAAUAAUUUUGGGUAAAUGUUUUCAGGUAGGAUUUUUUUUAUUACCUCCUUAUAGAGCAACAAGCAGCAGCAGCAGUAA
Molecule: messenger RNA, 6033 nt
Organism: Durio zibethinus
Lineage: Eukaryota; Viridiplantae; Streptophyta; Magnoliopsida; Malvales; Malvaceae
Source: RefSeq, a predicted model, not a curated record